CUCCUCCCGAGCUUCUGCCUGUGGGGCGGGGGGCCAGUUAAUAAACCCCCCUCCUGCAUCGAGCCUUGCCCUUCGUGUGGGAGGCACCGACCGUCCUGACACUGCUUUGAGUACCGCCUUGUUGAUACCGCCUCUCUCGCGUGCUGCCCGUUAUCGAUAUCGUGGACACUCAACUAAAGCAAUCUUUAACCUUAACCUGACUCGCUCCGCUGUUCAACCUUGACUUACAUCACCCACUCUCCCGCUCCCAGACUUACAUCAUACACCUUUUCACUCUCUUCACUCUGAACAAGAAGUGUAAGCUUCACGCGCUUCAGGUGUUAUCAGACAAAACAAGCCAAGUCGCUCGUUCCGCAAAAAUGAGGUUGUCAAUGGUCCUCGGCGCCGCUGCUCUACUCGUCCGAGAGGCUGUGGCGGAUAACUGCUUGACGGUCGCCCAGAACACCGUCCCCAGGUGUGCGCAAAACUGUCUGGCUCAGGCUGAGGUAUUCGGCUGCGCGGCGUCGGAUUUCGCGUGUCUUUGCGAACAGGAGGCGUCUCUGUACGCAGCUAUGGAGGGGUGCGUCGCCAAUGGGUGUCCGGCGAACAGCUUCCAGGCUGUUAUUGAUGGAGUUACUUCUGUCUGCAACUGCGCAGAGGCCAACUCGUUUAGACUUGAACUGCGCUCAGUGGGGUCAUCGUUCAGUUCUGGCUCAGCAACCCCAACGGUUUCUUCAUAUCCCAGCACAACUACCGUCCCGAAGACAACCGCGGACACAACGCCGCCUAUUUCCAUUGCGACCGCAGGUGCUGCCGCCAAAGCCCGGGUCGCCGUCGGCUUGGUGGGUGCUGUCGCUGGUGCGGUGUUGAUGAUGAUUUAAAGGGAAUCGCUCGGCUGUUGCAGUUGGAAGUUGUUCUGAGGAGCAACAGGGUGCACUAGACAUGGGAUACCUACCGCACUAACACAUGUGCAAACCAUUCCAUUCGACUUAAAAGGGAUACUAGAGUUCAUUACUCGGGGAAGAAUUCGGGGGCGGUUUAAAGGGGACGAAACUCAAUUCAUGGACCAUUGGCGAGAACUUCCAUCGGGAUAACCAGCCAAAUGCUGCCAAAGUCUCCUGGCUGGCGGCUGGAAGAUGCCGGCGAGGACGCUCCGUUAUAUACCCAAAUUCUUUAAGGAGAAAAACAUUUUGUUGUGGGCAAAUGUAACCUAUCUGGGAGGCACUUCGGCAUUCUGAACUACGGCCUGCCAGGUUGUCACAACAAGAAGACUAUAUACCUACUCGUACAGUACGUGGUUGCUUUGCGACGUUAUAAUGCUAAAUUACUACCGAG
Messenger RNA from Pseudomassariella vexata, 1314 nucleotides. RefSeq lists its product as uncharacterized. The transcript has 2 exons. Bases 360 to 860 code for a protein of 166 amino acids. The record is from RefSeq and is a predicted model, not a curated record. NCBI's taxonomy places the organism in Eukaryota, Fungi, Ascomycota, Sordariomycetes, Amphisphaeriales, Pseudomassariaceae.